UAGAUCUAGCCGGAAAGUUUUAGUUUGUAGUUGGCUUGUUUCGAUAAAUGUACGCUACUUCUUUACCCUCUCUUGGGCCGUAGCCUUUCCUGUCCUUUUGGUGUCGUGUGGUGUUUGCACGGAGGAGCUGGUCUCCAUGCUCCACGGAGGAAGUUGUGUUUAUGCCUUGAGCUCGAGCUGAACAGUACAGCCUUGUGCGCUUCACCCGCUAGUUGCUGCUGUCCUAUAGUUUUGUCGGGAAAGUCCUCAUUUUUACAUCUUCCUACCAGGGUAGCCAAGUGCAGCUCGCAUUCCGAACGGCACGAUGAGUGGGAAGCGAGCUGAAGUUCUUUUCGAGUACGUUCCUGAAAACGAGGAUGAGCUGCCGCUAGAGGUGGGCACCAUCAUCCACAAUGUCAUUCAAGCUGAGGAGGGUUGGAUGGAAGGAACGGCCAACGGCAAGAGCGGUGUAUUUCCAGACAAUUUUGUCAAGGUCCUUCCAGAUGAAGCGCCACCAGCUGUAGUCACAGACGGUGGGAGCAAGUCGAGUGGACGGAAGAUAGUGUAUGCCAAAGUGACCUUUGCGUAUGACGCUGACAACGAGGACGAGCUGACUCUGGAAGUUGGCCAGACUGUUGAAGUAUUGGGAGAAGUGGAGGAUGGAUGGUGGAAGGGAAAGAUAGGUUCCCGCGAGGGUGUCUUUCCAGAGAAUUUUGUCGAGAAACUGAGCGAGCAGGAUAAUGAGGCACAUCGCAAGAAGAUUUCCGAGCCAGCAAAGCCCGACGUUCCUCCAGCAACGGAAAAGCCCCCAGCGAUGAGGCCCGGCCUCUCUGGAGGUGUCAAGCUUCCCUUCAUGAUGCCACCAGGCGGAGCAAAAACAGGUCCCCCACCUCCAGCAGCACCAGUAGCCAGUGAACCAGACAAUACCACAGAUUCUGCAAAGCCUUCCGUAAGUAUUGUGAAACAUGUGUGCUACAGAUCAUAUUGCUUUACCAUCUUAGACUCCAUCUGUUUGUUAUCACAUUCCCUCCAACCAGGUGGAAAGAUAACCCGUGCCACAGUGUCGUUUGACUAUCAAGCGGAAGCGGAGGAUGAGUUGUCGCUGCGCAAAGGAGAUGUUAUAGAGAUCACAUCGCAGGAAAUUUCAGAGGGUUGGUGGGAAGGAAAGUGUGGCGGCAAAGUCGGCGUCUUUCCCAACAACUUCGUGGAACUUCUACCAGAGGAGCCUGCACCAGCCCCUGUGCAAGCACCCGGUCCUAGAAAGCCAAUUCCCAAGAUGGCUAUGGUCCCAGGCAUCACACCAGGUGACUUGAACCUGAAGAAAACAGGUGAUUCGGCUGCCAAGAAAGCAGAAGCAGCAAAGAAAGAAGAUGCGCCAUCUCGGCCCCACAAGCCUGGACCACCUCCGCCAGGAAGCAAACAACCAGCUAGCGCCCCGAAAAUACCUGGGAAGCCUGCACCACCAGCUGCAAAGAGGCAGACGCCUGGAGUUCCUGGAGUUCCUGCCAAGAAACCAGAGCCAGAAGAACCAAAGAAACCGGCUUUGCGACCUGUUGCAGGCUCUCGACGUUCCGCUGAUGUGUCUUCAGCAAAGGAGGAUGUAGAGGCAGAACCAGCAGUUAAGCCAAGCCAGCCCGCAAAACGACACGUGCCUGAGCCAGCAAAACCUGCAUCCACGGAAGAGAACAUUCCUCCAUGGAAAAAGGAGCUGCAGCAGAAGCGAAAGAACACUGGUGAAUCUGGUCCACCGCCCCCUGCCGUCUCUAAGCCGGAUCCCGUAAAGGAACCGCCACCACCAGCCGCAUCAGCACCAGCACCAACCCCUGCGCCGGCACCUGUUGUCAACAAGCCAGCGCCGAAAAUCACCCCUGCCAAGCCUCCACCAUCUGCAGCUGUUGCUGAGACGAAGCCCGACGAAACGAAGAAAGAACCAGCUCCCGCAGCCAGCGGUGUUAGUUCGGCAGAACUAUCGGCACUUAGAGAGGAGAUUGCCAAGAUGCAAAAGAAAAUGGCUGAUAUGGAAACUAACUUUGUUUCUGAGAUUGAGAAGUUAGAAUCGGAAAUAGACGACGAGAAGAAAUCACGAGUGACGAUGCAGGUUGAGAUAGAUCGGCUUAAGCGGAAAAACAAGGACUAGUGACUGAUUUUUAUUGACCCUGUCCCGCUUAAUUUGUUUUAUUGUUGAGCCUCUACCUGGCUUCUAGUACUGGUGUUGCUGUCAAUUGGCUUCUGUGGCGCCUCCUGUCAUUGCCUGUGCAGUGAAAUGGACACUAGCCAUGUUUCCAUGCACUGGGCAUGAUUGGCAUUGGUACUUUCUUGCCGUAUUCAGCAUUCCAUCUCGCCAGUUUUUUUUUUCGUGAUUUACCACACUGCUAACUGCCGUGCACGUCCGUGGGUGCAUUGGUGGCAAUUUUUUUAGCAGAAGCACACGAUUGUCUAUUUUUUUCGGGCACUCUCUUCCAUCGGAGAACCGCUAUUGUUUAUGUUGUGUGUUUGUUUACUUGUUGUCAUCGACUCAUGUGUGACCUUGUAGUGCCGCUCCUGGUGAGCGCCGUAUGUUUCAGAGCACCUCACGAUAUCUACAUGUAUGUUGCUAUGUUUUGACGCGUGCGCGCGGAUUGAGCUGCUUACAAGUAGGCACACACACACAGUACUGCACACCGGUGUGAGCAUGCGCAUGCCCACCGCACCAUGCCCACCGCACCAUGCCCAGGGCACUGUGGCGCCUCGCCAGCACCCACCCCAGACUACGCUCGGGCCCAGGCCAUACUGCACUACCACCUGUACACAUACAUUUUGUUAUAAUUAUCAUUGACUUCUUUGUGUGAUGGAGUCCGAGAAAAGCCACA
This is a messenger RNA of Sycon ciliatum, 2828 nucleotides long. Its product is annotated as CD2-associated protein-like. Gene Ontology annotation, biological process: actin filament organization; cell migration. The transcript has 11 exons. The record is from RefSeq and is a predicted model, not a curated record. Gene Ontology annotation, molecular function: protein binding. NCBI's taxonomy places the organism in Eukaryota, Metazoa, Porifera, Calcarea, Leucosolenida, Sycettidae. The coding region runs from base 305 to 2116 and encodes 603 amino acids.